Molecule: messenger RNA, 2172 nt
Organism: Lasiodiplodia theobromae
Lineage: Eukaryota; Fungi; Ascomycota; Dothideomycetes; Botryosphaeriales; Botryosphaeriaceae
Product: Glycoside hydrolase protein
Exons: 1
Coding region: 1-2172 (723 amino acids)
Biological process (GO): carbohydrate metabolic process
Molecular function (GO): beta-N-acetylhexosaminidase activity
Source: RefSeq, a predicted model, not a curated record
AUGAGAAAUCCUGCGGUACUCCUAUCCGGGGCGUCGCUUGCCUGCGGACUCCAAUUGCUUCCACCAGCACCAGGGCACGCAAACGGCAGCGGAUCAUUCAACCUCGUAUCAGCUCCCAAAUCCAUUUAUAUCGACAGCGCCUUUGCAUCAAUUGCAGACUCGCACGGCUUGACUCUGAUCCCACCCACGGCCUUUGAGUUUUCAGAGGUGUUCCAACAGGAUCUAUCUGAACUUUUUGGCGCCGAUUGGACUCUGCAACAGGUCAACGGCAUCCCAAGCAAUGGCACCGGCAUCUUUCUGGGCGCCUUCACCGGCAACAGCUCCCAGCUGACUUAUGAGAAUGGGACACCCACGGAAGAAGGCUACGAGCUCAGCAUAUCCAGCGACCGUAUCUAUAUCGGCGGUGCAGGUGCCCGGGGUAUGUGGUGGGGGACGCGCACUCUCCUCCAGCAGCUGCUUCUCUCCAACGGCACUCUCCCUGCCACGAGCAUCGUCGACACUCCAGCAUAUGCCACCCGGGGCUUCAUGCUUGAUGCAGGCCGGAAGUACUAUGCGCCAUCGUUCUUGAAAGAGCUGUGCACCUACGCGUCGUUCUUCAAGCUCUCCGAGUUCCACUACCACCUGAGCGACAACUACCCCUUGAACCGUGGCCAUAACGAAACAUGGAACGAAGUAUACUCGCACUUCUCACUUCUUCCAGAAGACGAGUCUUUGCACGGAAUCAUUGAGCGGCCCAAUGAAACACUUUCUCGGGCGGAUUUCACCGAUUUCCAGCAGCACUGUGCCGCUCAUGGGGUGACGGUUAUUCCGGAAAUCGAAGCACCCGGCCACUGCUUAUACCUGACCAAAUGGAAACCAGAGAUGGCCCUCGACAAAAAGGACCUGCUGAAUCUGUCCCAUCCAGAAGCCAUCCCGACAGUCAAGCGCAUCUGGUCCGAAUUCCUACCAUGGUUCAGCACGAAAGAGGUGCACAUCGGCGCUGACGAGUACGACUCGACGCUCGCCGACGACUACAUCAAAUUCGUCAACGAGAUGUCCUCCUACAUCCAGUCCACUUCCAACAAAACAAUCAGAAUCUGGGGCACCUACGAACCUUCCGAGAACCUCACCAUCUCCAAGGACGUCAUAAUCCAACACUGGCAAUACGGCCAAUCCGACCCGGUCCAGCUCUACACCGACGGCUAUAGCCUCAUCAACUCCGAAGACUGGUGGGCCUACAUGUCCCUCAAGAACGACCACAUGCCCAUCAACCCGGCGCCGUACCCGCAAUUCUUCAACACGACCCGCGUCCUCAACUUCGCCGACGAGCCGGGCUGGCAAUGGACGCCGGCCGACUUCAACCCGGUCAACACGACGCAGCAGCUGCCCGCCGGCGCGCGCGGCAACAAGGGCGCCAUCCUAGCCGCCUGGAACGACAACGGGCCCGACGCCACGACGCAGCUGGAAGCCUACUACGCCAUGCGCGCCGGCAUCCCGCUCGUCGCCGCCCGCGCCUGGAGCGGCGUCCGCGGACCCAACGUCACUGCUGCGACCCUCUCCGCCACCGUCGACUACCUCGCCCCGCGCAUCCCGGGCCAGAACCUCGACCGCCGCAUCCAAGCCCCCAGCACCACCAACGGUACCACGCUCUUCUCCUGGACCCGCCCGGCCAGCAACUCCACCUCCCCGACCGCCCUCGGUGCGCGCGGCGGAAGCGUCGGCCUACCGCACACCCUCCACCUCACCGCCACAGGGCCCUUCGUCCUGCGCGGGCCGGACACGGCGCUCAGCCUGACCGCCAACGGCUCGCUCGUCUACACCACCGCCGACGGGUGGCCGUACCCGCUGCGCAGCGUCUCCGAAAGCUCAGCGCUCGACCUGGACCCGGGCCACCCGGGCCGCAUCUGGGUCAACGACACGACGUCGACGCACGAGCCGGUGGCGAUCGAGCAGCUGGCGAGUGGCGAUAUUAAGCCGGUGGACGUGACGGUGGCGACGGACGUGCUGGGCGGGAGCAGGGUGUGGGUGGAUGGCGAGUUCAGGGGCAGGUUCGAGGUGUUUGUGUUUGGUGGGCGGAAUUUGCAGUUUAGCUGGAGUCAGAUGGCGUUUGUGGCGCCUUUGGGGGAAGUGGAGGGGGCGGGGUUGAUUGGGUUGAGUGUAGAGGAAGGAGUGAGGAUUCCUGGUAGUGACUAG